UCUCCCUUCCUUCUCGCUUUCUCUGUUUUGCGCGUGCAACGGAGCACAAAGCCUGACGCUAUAUUUCUUGAUAGAAUUUUAGAAAAGAAAAAUAAAGCGAGGGUUGAAGCUUCCUCUGGAGCACCUCGCUUAUCUGCAAGAUUUUACGCAUCACCUGUUUUGUCCAAAUCUGUUAUGCGUAUAGCCAGGACCACAAUCGGCUAUGGUUAUGGGAAAAAAAUUCUGUUUCACAUUUGCGGCAGCUUAUAGCUUGCAUGUGGAACAGAAGAAUAAUCUCCCAAUAAUAUUGUAAAUUUUAUGGUGCCAAGAGUGGCAAGGUGCUUGGAACAGCAUAUUGAACAUAUCAGACAAGUACUGGAUUAGCACACCAAGGAAAUCUGCAUAAGUUGGUGAAACUUUUGAAGAGUCUAUGCUCUGGUCCCCAUUUGGUCUGUGGACUUAGAUGGAUGUUUCUUUUCUUGGACCAAAUAGUGCACAAGCUGACCAAUACUUCUUGUUAAUGGAGCAAGCCCAAAGCCAUAAUGAUCGUGACCACAUUAUUGUCAUAACAAGAAAUGAUGAUUCUUCAUCAACUUCAUCUAGCGAUGAGCAGCAUCCUGGGGUGGACUUAUCUCAACUCGAAGACAGUGAAUCAAGCAGCCGAAGAACCUCCCCUCGUCUACCUCCAUCUUCCUCAAAUAGACUAAGCUCUAGGAAUGCUGCAUUCACAAGGAGAGGUGAUGGAUAUGGUCGUCGUCGUAGGAGCCCUUUGAAUUCUGGACUCUGGAUUUCUGUUGAAUUACUUGUUACUGUGGGUCAGAUUGUAGCCUCAAUUGUUGUUCUGUCACUAUCAAGAGAUGAAAAUCCACAAGCCCCUCUCUUUACAUGGAUUGUGGGUUAUGCUUCUGGUUGUGUUGCAACUCUUCCCCUUCUUUAUUGGCGUUUCCGUAACCGCAACCAGGGUACAGAAGAGUCCAUACAGUCGCAUGGUUCUUCUCAAAUCAGUUUUCCAGAGUCUACACCUUAUACAGCUAUCUCAGUUACUCAAACUCCAGAUGAGGAAAAUCAUCACGCAACGAGGAGCAAUCAACUUAGAGGAACCCCAAGUACGAGACUCAAUGGAUUGGUGGACCAUUUCAAGAUGGCUCUUGAUUGUUUCUUUGCGGUGUGGUUUGUUGUGGGCAAUGUGUGGAUUUUUGGAGGUCACUCUUCUCCCUCAGAUGCUCCUAAACUGUACAGGUUAUGUAUAGUGUUCCUUACUUUUAGCUGCAUUGGGUAUGCCAUGCCAUUUAUACUCUGCACUACAAUCUGCUGCUGCUUGCCUUGCAUAAUUUCUGUCCUGGGUUUUCGGGAGGAUUUUUCUCAAACUAGAGGAGCCAGCAUUGAAUGCAUUAAUGCUCUGCCAAUAUACAAGUUCAGGUCAAAGAAAAAUGGUAAUAUCGGUGAUCAAGACAAUUCAAGAGAAUGUGAAGGUGGGAUCCUGGGUGCAGGGACUGAAAAGGAACGAUUGAUUUCAGGAGAGGAUGCUGUUUGCUGCAUCUGUCUGGCCAAAUACGAAGACAAUGAUGAACUAAGGGAGCUACCCUGCUCCCAUGUCUUCCAUGUGGAGUGUGUGGAUAAAUGGUUAAAAAUCAACGCAUCAUGCCCGCUCUGUAAAAGUGAGGUCGGUGAGAGUGGUAACGUGACAUCAGUAGGCAGAGAUACCAGCCAGAACUGAAGCAAUGGGAGAUUGCCGAAGAUCAUGUUUGUAUGCUCAGCCUGGGAAGCAAUUGAACCUUGGGUAGGAGAAUGCAUAAUCCUUGGUAAGUUAACAGAUUCUCCAGAAGCAGAAAAGACUAACUCGGGAAGGUGGUUCUCUUGAUGUAUGCUGCAGCUCAUACCCAUCCAUAACUUGUGGGGUGUAAAAGCAAGAGUAUAGUUCCCAACCAGCUUUUUGGUUGAAUUGUUUAAUACAGCCUGUACCGGGAGAGAGAAAUGGAGAUCUGCCGCAUGUUUAUGGAAACUGUAUAAUAACUAUAUAUAUAAGGAAGGCAGUGCAUUGUAUUGAGAUACACACAUUACAUUGGAUGUGGAUAGCUCAUGUUCUUUUGCAGUUGUAAAUUGAAAGCUACCACAAUGAGUAAAUAAGAUUGGAAAUGCUUGGUCUCUAA
Molecule: messenger RNA, 2129 nt
Organism: Carica papaya (papaya)
Lineage: Eukaryota; Viridiplantae; Streptophyta; Magnoliopsida; Brassicales; Caricaceae
Source: RefSeq, a predicted model, not a curated record